AAGUACAGGGAUCAGUUUCUAAUUUUCCAAGACAUAAGGGAACUUUCUGUAAUUUUCACUUACAGCGUUGCAGAAGAACAGACAGCCUCGUGGCUUUGUACUGUUUUGUCUGCAACAGCGGGAGCGAAUAUCCGUCCGCCAUUGGCGAGCCAUCGUAGUAUAGUACAUUAAGCUUGUGUAGUCGUCCAUUUGGGAGAUUGUAAUGGAUUCGUCAUCAGCAGUUCUCUUCAACAAGCUCAAGGCUGCGCAACCUCUCUUCUUGAUGGCCGGUCCCAAUGUGAUCGAGUCCGAGGAGCAUAUUCUUCGUAUGGCCGGGCAGAUUAAGGCUGUCGCUUUGAAAGUUGGUUUACCAAUUGUAUUCAAGUCAAGCUUUGACAAAGCUAACCGCACGUCAUCUAAAUCAUUUCGGGGACCUGGCAUGGCCGAGGGUCUGAAGAUCCUUGAGAAGGUUAAGGUAGCUUAUGACAUUCCCAUAAUAACUGACGUGCAUGAAACUAUCCAGUGCGAAGCGGUUGGCAAAGUUGCAGAUAUUAUCCAAAUCCCGGCAUUUUUGUGCCGUCAGACAGAUCUCCUGGUGGCAGCAGCGAAGACUGGAAAAAUCAUCAACAUUAAGAAAGGGCAGUUUUGUGCUUCUACUGUUAUGGUGAACUCUGCUGAGAAAAUAAGACUGGCUGGGAAUCCAAAUGUAAUGGUUUGUGAGAGAGGCACCAUGUUUGGCUAUAAUGAUUUGGUUGUUGAUCCACGGAAUCUUGAAUGGAUGAGAGAAGCUAAUUGUCCAGUUGUAGCUGAUGUUACGCAUUCUCUCCAACAGCCUGCUGGGAAAAAGUUGGAAGGCGGAGGUGUUGCUAGUGGGGGCCUUCGUGAACUGAUACCAUGCAUUGCCAGAACAGCAGUUGCUGUUGGAGUUGAUGGAAUAUUUAUGGAGGUGCAUGACGAUCCUUUAAAUGCACCUGUUGACGGUCCGACCCAAUGGCCUUUGCGCCAUCUGGAGGAACUGCUUGAAGAACUUGUUGCAAUAGCUAGGGUGAGCAAGGGGAGGCAGAAGUUCAAAAUUGAUCUGACACCGUAUCGCAUAUGAGGUGUGAUCAGUUGGGGAUCCUGGCCAGGCUUUCAUGGAACUCUUGGACGUAGGAGGAAUUUUUCCUUCAUUGUUCUUUGGCAGUUACUUCUAUCAUCUCUCCUUUUGAGUGUGGAAUAAGUUGUGGCGGGCAUUUCACUAGAAGCAGUUUCAUCGAUGUCCGAUUUCAAGACGGCACCAGAUUGGCCAGACUCGUGAAUCAAGUCACUGUAGAAUCAGAACUUCAUGCUUUUAUAGGUUUGUUUUAGACAUCAAAGACGGUUAAAAGUGCGUGUGUUAAUGGGUCAAGAUGCUCACCUUGUAGAUUAUUAUAUCUGAUCUUGUCAGUUUAAUCUUAUGUUGGGCAGUCUAAUUAUAUUCCGGAAUUCGCAAUCCAGAGUCCCUAUUUAGGUAAUCGAUGUUCAAUCAGUUCGAGAGAAAAACAAGGGGCAAGUGUAGGUCUAUCUAAAAUUUAAAUACAUGAAUGAUGAUCGUUAAUGUUUGUAAA
Messenger RNA from Punica granatum (pomegranate), 1565 nucleotides. Lineage: Eukaryota; Viridiplantae; Streptophyta; Magnoliopsida; Myrtales; Lythraceae. The record is from RefSeq and is a predicted model, not a curated record.